Cucurbita pepo subsp. pepo (vegetable marrow) is the source of this 1098-nucleotide messenger RNA. RefSeq names its product WAT1-related protein At1g21890-like. NCBI's taxonomy places the organism in Eukaryota, Viridiplantae, Streptophyta, Magnoliopsida, Cucurbitales, Cucurbitaceae. The record is from RefSeq and is a predicted model, not a curated record. Gene Ontology annotation, molecular function: transmembrane transporter activity. Gene Ontology annotation, cellular component: membrane.
AUGGAAAUUUGUGGAAGAAUUUGGAGAAUGAUGAAAAUAAGGAAGGCUUAUUUUGCUGUCGUGUUCCUGCAGGCUUCAAUUGCAGUUAUGUACACCAUUGUCGCUAUUUCUCUUAAGCAUGGCCUUAACCAUUUUGUGUUUUCUGUCUAUCGCCAUGCUGUCGCCACCGUCAUUCUUGCCCCUUUCGCUCUCAUUCUCGAAAGGAAAACGAGACCUCGAAUGACAUUGCCCGUCUUCUGGCGAAUUUUGUUGCUCGGUUUUCUAGAGCCCGUUCUCGACCAGAAUUUAUACUAUUUGGGAAUGAAGUACACAUCGUCAACAUUUGCGUCGGCCGCCAUCAACAUCCUUCCAGCCAUAACCUUCAUCCUGGCCGUCAUUUUCAGGCUGGAGAUCGUCAACCUAAAGAAAAAACAUGGCUUAGCGAAGAUAGCCGGAACUGUAAUAGCGAUCACCGGAGCCAUGGUUAUGAGCCUGUACAAAGGGCCGGCUUUCAACUUCCUUCCGAGCACUGGCCGUAGCGAAAUGAGCCACACCGAACCGGCGACAGACCGGCACUGGGUCUCCGGCAGCAUCUUCGUCUUUAUCAGUUGCUUCUGCGCGUCCGCCUUUUAUAUCUUACAGUCCAUGACAUUGACAAUGUACCCUGCCGGGAUUUCGCUGGCAGCUUUGAUAUGCCUGACCGGAACGGUGGAAGGCGGCGCCGUCACCCUCGCCGCCGAACGUAACAUGAUGGUCUGGAUUGUCGGCUGGGAUUCCAGACUUCUGGCCAUCCUUUACUCCGGAAUAGUAUGCUCUGGAAUUGCAUAUUACGUUCAAGGAGUAGUGAUGAAGGAACGCGGCCCGGUUUUUGUGACGUCAUUCAGCCCUCUCUGUACGGUCAUCACGGCGGCGCUCAGCUCCAUUUUCUUGGCCGACAAAGUUCAUGUCGGAAGUUUGAUUGGGGCGGCGAUCGUGAUGUUUGGAUUGUAUACUUUGAUUUGGGGCACGAGGAUAGAUUUUGAAACCUCAAAACAAUCUAAUCACGUCACCCAAUUGCCGAUCACCGGUGAUGUUGCCGGGAAGACGGCGGACGGUCCCGCCAAGCCUCCAGUUGUGUAG